GCCAGCUAUGUCCUGCCUCUAAGCACACACUCUUUAUUUUUUCAGCGUUUUUACCUGCCAAAAAGCUUUCUUUUUUUUGUGUGCUCUAUUUUUGCAUUUGUCCUGCCCCCCCAAAAAAAAUCGUUUGAGCGCUUUGAAGCAGCGGCCAUGUGUGUCAGUGCGCAGGCGGAGAGAAGCGGCGUUGCUCGGCUGCUGAUGCUGCUCCUGCUGGGGGUCUCCGGUUCUUUAUGCAUGGACGUCAUUGUGCCCAGUAAAAUCAACGUCAAGAAUGGGACGGAUAUCAAAAUCCCAUGCACUUUCACUUCCUGCUAUAAGAUAUACCCGCCCAAGUUUGUCAUGAACUGGACCUACCAAGAAACAGUCAACGAAACGGAAAAAAUGUUUAUGGCGUACAACCAGAAGAAAGGAAUGAUGGCCCGGCGGUUGGUCGCGCUGCCAGACCGGGUCCCGUUCGCAGACAGGGUCACGUUCGCAGGGAACCUGGAAAAGAAUGACCUGUCAAUCACCUUGUCAGAUGUUCAGGAGGACGAUGAGGGCUUGUAUCACUGUUACGUGAUCAAUCCCCCGGACCGCAUACACGGACACGGCUUCAUAAAGCUCAAUGUUUUUCCUGAACUGCCGCCGCCGAGAGACUCCACCAUUGCGGUUGCGAUCGGGGCGUCAGUGGGCGGAGUGCUCGCUCUCCUCAUCCUUUCCAUGGUCGUCGUGAAAUUCCUCCGUCAUCAUCUCAAGCAGGAACUGAUCUCGGAGGAGAAGACGGAGGAAGAGGGGAAAUUAGAGGCUGAAGGUGCCACAGAAGAGGGAACAAAACAAGCGUAAAUGGAGCAUGAGACUGGACAAGUAGCCUGCAGAGCCAUCACCUCUCCCGGUGCAACCAUCCUCCACAGCAACUGCCUUCUCAGCAUCAAAGUAAAAGGGAUUGACGCUAUAAUCUGCACCUCCGAUACAAACAUGUGAUGGAAAACUUGAGGGAUGAGUGAUAGGAAGUCAUGUCAUUUAUACAAUGGUACCUCGUUUUUUUGUUUUUUUUUGCCUUUAACUUGAAUCAUACAGAAACAAAUAAAAAUUGUAAUAAUGCAAAUUAAAUCAAUCUGGUUCCGAUUCCCGAAAAUAUGUACCCGAAACACAUUUUAUGGAGAAAAAUUGUAGUUUUACAUUCAGAAAACAAAGAUACAUACACAACAUUAACGAAAUGUAUGAAUGAACAUUUAAAGUAGGGGUCCCCGAACUUUAACUCGGGGUCCGCAUUGGGUUAAAAAAAAUGUGUCUGGGGCCGUAUAGUCGAGGUUUCUGUGGUUUAUCCGUUAUACAGUGCUCAAUACCGGGGUAGAGCGGAAUAUACGCUAUAUCAUCGCUACAAGCCUGUUUUGCAGGUUUCACUUUUAAGAUUUUUAAUCUUAAUCCCCUGACGAGCAGGGAAACCUACAAAAAUCUUUGAAAAAUUAUUUUCUUAUUAUUAUUUUAAAAAAUUUUAAAUCUCAAAAGUGAAACCUGCGAAACAGGCUUGUAGGGA
This is a messenger RNA of Entelurus aequoreus (snake pipefish), 1513 nucleotides long. Its product is annotated as sodium channel subunit beta-2-like. Gene Ontology annotation, cellular component: membrane. NCBI's taxonomy places the organism in Eukaryota, Metazoa, Chordata, Actinopteri, Syngnathiformes, Syngnathidae. The transcript has 5 exons. The record is from RefSeq and is a predicted model, not a curated record. Bases 148 to 819 code for a protein of 223 amino acids.